AAGACACACUACCUGGCCUACCUUUUUUUCAACCUUUGACCUCUACUCUUGAUUGAGUGGGUACCGAUUAAUACCAAUUGAAGAGAACAGACAACCAGUCGAUCAAAAUGACGAAGAUUUUUAUGACGGGAUCAACAGGCUACAUUGGCGGCGAUGCCAUGUAUGCCAUCGCGACAGCUCACCCCGAGUACGAAAUCACGGCUCUCGUGCGAAAUAGCGACAAAGGCGCUAAAGUGGCUGCCAAAUUCCCGAACGUGAAGCUCGUGUAUGGAGAUUUGGACAGUGUGGAUGUUCUCGAGCGAGAGUCGCGGGCUGCGGAUAUUGUUUGUCACUGGGCACAUGCCGACCACGAACCUUCCGCCCAAGCCAUCAUCAAAGGCCUUGCCAGCCACGAGCCCUCGAAACCAGGAUUCUUGAUCCACACCAGUGGAACGGGGAUUCUCAUGUGGCAGGAUACGGCCGAGGCCCAAACGAAUGGCUAUGGCAAGAACUUUCGCGAGAAAAUCUACGAUGAUCUCGAGAAUGUGGGAGAAGUGACUUCGCUGCCCGAUGAGGCUUCGCACCGCAAUGUCGACAAAAUUGUGCUUGCUGCUGCGAAAGACCUGGCGGAUCGUCUCAAGACGGCGAUUGUGUGUCCUCCGACGAUUUAUGGUCCGGGACGAGGACCGGAUAAUCAGCGCUCGCUGCAGGUUCCGGAACUCAUCAGAUGUUCGUUGGAGCAGGGACAAGCUAUCAAGGUCAACGAGGGCAAGACAUAUUGGUGCGAUGUACACAUUCAUGAUCUCUCAGCGUUGUUCCUCAAGCUGGUGGAGGAAGCAGCAGCGGGUGGUUCGACAAAGGAGUGGCCCGGGAAGCCAGCGACAUGGGGACCAGAAGGUUACUACUUUUGCGAGAAUGGUGAACAUGUCUGGGGUGAAGUGUCGCAGUGGAUUGCAGAUGAGGCGAAGAAGGAGAAGUUGAUCGAGAGCAGUGAGGUCAAGUCGGUCACAGCAGACGAGGCAGAAGCACUGGCGCAGUACGGCAAUCUGCUAUGGGGCGCCAAUUCGAGGUCUCGAGCAAAGCGCGCCAAGGUGCUGUUCGGUUGGAAGCCCGAGGGUUGCAGCCUGAAGGAGGACAUUCCGAGAGCGGUCGCAGUGGAGGCGUCGAGACUGAAGAUCAAGCCCGGUCAUGCUGCUGUCGCUGCUGGCGACAAAUGAAUUCUGUAGUGGGGAUCAUAAUAUAAGGUAUCGGUACAUGUAGAUAUGCCCCCUCUCGCCACGAUGCUACUGCAGCUUUGUGUGAGACGAAACAUUGCGAUGCCUAGUUUGAG
Molecule: messenger RNA, 1309 nt
Organism: Sphaerulina musiva SO2202
Lineage: Eukaryota; Fungi; Ascomycota; Dothideomycetes; Mycosphaerellales; Mycosphaerellaceae
Product: NAD(P)-binding protein
Exons: 2
Coding region: 108-1196 (362 amino acids)
Source: RefSeq, a predicted model, not a curated record